Molecule: messenger RNA, 744 nt
Organism: Eucalyptus grandis
Lineage: Eukaryota; Viridiplantae; Streptophyta; Magnoliopsida; Myrtales; Myrtaceae
Product: UDP-glycosyltransferase 83A1
Exons: 1
Coding region: 19-744 (241 amino acids)
Molecular function (GO): UDP-glycosyltransferase activity
Source: RefSeq, a predicted model, not a curated record
GAAAGUAUUUUCAAAUGGAUGUUGGCCAUCGUCCAUAACAGCACACAUUCAACCUCAUAUCUUUGCAAUUCAUUCCAUGAACUUGAGGCGUCAGCUUGUGGAAUUACUCCUGGAGUUCUCCCAGUUGGUCCAUUGUUAGCGAGCACCCGAUUACUACAUCAUAGAGGAAGCCUGUGGAAUGAGGAUUCGACUUGCUCGAACUGGCUGGACCAGCAUCCACCCCAGUCAGUCAUCUAUGUAGCCUUUGGAAGCACCACAAUCUUCAGCCCAGAGCAAUUCUAUGAGCUUGCCCAUGGCCUGGAGCAGAUUGGCCAACCGUUCCUGUGGGUUGUACGCCCGGACAUGACUGACGCACCAGUCAACAAGUUCCACGGCACGUUCCUCCAAAGGGUGAAGAAUCAUGGGAAGGUGGUCCAAUGGGCACCACAAGAGGAGGUCCUAGCACACCCUUCAGUGGCAUGCUUCUUCACUCACUGUGGGUGGAAUUCUACACUGGAAGGCCUGAGCAAUGGGGUCCCACUUCUAUGCAGGCCCUACUUUGCAGAUCAGCGCCUGAACAGGAGCUUCAUAUGUGAUGUGUGGAGGGUGGGUCUAGGAGUGGAUGGCGAUGAAAAUGGAGCGAUAACUAGGCAUGAAGUGAGGACAAAGAUACUAGCAGUUCUUGGGAGUGAUGAGAUAAAGACAAAUUGUCAGAGGAUGAAGGAGAAGACCAGGAAGAGUGUGAGUGAAGGAGGUCAUCCUUGA